This is a messenger RNA of Verticillium alfalfae VaMs.102, 741 nucleotides long. RefSeq lists its product as hypothetical. NCBI's taxonomy places the organism in Eukaryota, Fungi, Ascomycota, Sordariomycetes, Glomerellales, Plectosphaerellaceae. The transcript has 2 exons. The record is from RefSeq and is a predicted model, not a curated record. Gene Ontology annotation, molecular function: zinc ion binding; metallocarboxypeptidase activity. The coding region runs from base 1 to 741 and encodes 246 amino acids. Gene Ontology annotation, biological process: proteolysis.
AUGAAGUUCCUCGGAGCAGCCCUCGCGCUCUCGGGCCUGGCCGCCGCCGCCUCCGCCUCGGACCCCGUAGCCCGUGCCACUAUUCCCGAAGCGAAGGUCACCUAUGACAACUACCACAUCUACCGUAUCCGCGCCGAGUCGCCGCGCGACAUUGAAGACAUCGAAGCCCGUCUAGCGUCGUUCCACUCAGUCCACUCGGCUGACGCCCUCGAGGUCGCCAUCCCGCCGAACGAGGUCCGCUCGUUCGAGGGCAUGGGCUUCGACUACACCCUCCUGACGCGCGACAUGGGGAAGCAGAUCCGUGACGAGGCUGCCCACCCUGUCACGUACCGCCGUUCUGUCGACCGCCGCGGCGAGCUGCCCGACCUGUCGUGGUUCGACAGCUACCACUCGUACGCCGACCACCUGAAGUACUGGGAUGACCUGGUUGCGGCGUUCCCCGAGAACAGCGAAAAGUUCACGCUGGGGCCUUCGGCCCCCGCCGCCGGCCAUCAAAGGCCUCGAAGCGGCCCGCAACUACACCCGUCGGUCCCGCCCUGCGAGGUCCUCUACUUCUCGACGGGUACCGGUCGUGAUUUCCACCACGGCGCCGCCGAUGCGAGCCACUCGUGGACGCUGGAGCUGCCGCCAGCGAACGCUCGUGAUGGCGGUUUCAUUCUGCCCCCUGCGCAGAUCUGGCCUACUGUCAAAGAGCAGUGGGCUGGGCAGCUCUACCUGCUGAACGAGGUCCGCAAGGACUGA